AUGCUCUGUGUGCGUGCCUGUGUGGGCAACGAUGAGGGAGAUGACACUCCCGCCGCGCCGGUGAAGACCGUGGACAAGACAUCUACCCACACCGUCAAGCGCAACACCGAUGGCGCGGCCCCGGCUGCUAAGACUGCUGCUCCGGCUACCGGUGGCCGUCGAGGCGGUGCCUACUCUGGCAACGAAGCUGCUUUCCGGGAUCGCCAGGCCGGCAGUGACCGCAACCGUGGCAAGUCCACUGACGAUGCCCCUCGCGGAGGACCCCGAGGUGGCCGCGGAGCUCGCGGCCGUGGAGGUCGUGGCGGUGGAUACAGCCGUGACCGCGAUGACCGGCAUACUAAGGGCCCGGCCAGCGGCUCCGACAAGCAGGCUGCCCAGUCAUGGGGUGCUACUGAAGGCGAUGCCGAGCUAAAGGAUGAGCAAGCCGGAGAGGAGAUCGCCAAGACCGAGCAGAAGGAUGCUGCCGCCGAGGGUGAUGCGGAUGAGACCCCCGCCGAGCCCGAGGAGAAGCACAUCUCCUAUGCUGACUACCUCGCCCAGCUGGCCGAGAAGAAGCUGGCCCUGUCCGGCGAUCUUGCUCCUCGCAAGGCCAACGAGGGCUCCAAGUCCGACAAGAAGUGGGCCGACGCGAAGCCUCUCGUCAAGGAUGAGGAUGAUGACUUCAUUGCCGGCUCCUCAGGCAAGGCCAAGCGCGAGCGCGAGCGCAAGACCAAGCAGUUCGUCGAGAUCGAGAACCGCUUCAUCGAGUCCGAGCGUCCUCGUGGCGGUCGUGGAGGCCGCGGCGGCGGUGCCGGCCGAGGUGGUGAGCGUGGUGACCGUCGUGGAGGCGACCGUGGUGGUCGUGGCCGCGGUGGUGGUGACCGUGGCGAGUUCCGCGGUGGCCGAGGUGGUCGCGAUAACACCGCCAUCAACACCAAGGACACCAGCGCUUUCCCCAGCCUGGGUGCAUAA
Phaeoacremonium minimum UCRPA7 is the source of this 951-nucleotide messenger RNA. RefSeq names its product putative elicitor protein. Gene Ontology annotation, cellular component: nucleus; cytoplasm. Lineage: Eukaryota; Fungi; Ascomycota; Sordariomycetes; Togniniales; Togniniaceae. The transcript is spliced from 5 exons. The coding region runs from base 1 to 951 and encodes 316 amino acids. Gene Ontology annotation, molecular function: RNA binding. The record is from RefSeq and is a predicted model, not a curated record.